AUGGACAUGAUGCUGUUGGUGCAGGGUGCUUGUUGCUCGAACCAGUGGCUGGCGGCGGUGCUCCUCAGCUUGUGCUGCCUGCUACCCUCCUGCCUCCCGGCUGGACAGAGUGUGGACUUCCCCUGGGCUGCUGUGGACAACAUGAUGGUCAGAAAGGGGGACACGGCGGUGCUUAGGUGUUAUUUGGAAGAUGGAGCUUCAAAGGGUGCCUGGCUGAACCGGUCAAGUAUUAUAUUUGCGGGAGGUGAUAAGUGGUCAGUGGAUCCUCGAGUUUCAAUUUCAACAUUGAAUAAAAGGGACUACAGCCUCCAGAUACAGAAUGUAGAUGUGACAGAUGAUGGCCCAUACACAUGUUCUGUUCAGACUCAACAUACACCGAGAACAAUGCAGGUGCAUCUAAUUGUGCAAGUUCCUCCGAAGAUAUAUGACAUCUCAAGUGAUAUGACCAUCAAUGAAGGAACCAAUGUCACCCUGACUUGUUUGGCCACUGGGAAACCAGAGCCUUCCAUUUCCUGGAGGCACAUCUCCCCAUCAGCAAAACCAUUUGAAAAUGGACAAUAUUUGGACAUUUAUGGAAUUACACGGGACCAGGCUGGAGAAUAUGAAUGCAGUGCAGAAAAUGAUGUGUCAUUUCCAGAUGUGAGAAAAGUGAAAAUUGUCGUAAACUUUGCUCCUACGAUUCAGGAAAUUAAAUCUGGCACUGUGGCCCCGGGACGCAGCGGAUUGAUAAGAUGCGAAGGUUCAGGUGUGCCGCCUCCGGCCUUUGAAUGGUACAAAGGAGAGAAGAAGCUCUUCAGUGGCCAACAAGGAAUUAUUAUUCAGAAUUUUAGCACAAGAUCCAUUCUCACUGUUACCAAUGUGACACAGGAGCACUUCGGCAACUAUACUUGUGUGGCUGUCAACAAGCUAGGCACAACCAAUGCGAGCCUGCCUCUCAACCCUCCAAGUACAGCCCAGUAUGGAAUUACCGGGAGCGCUGACGUUCUUUUCUCCUGCUGGUACCUUGUGUUGACACUGUCCUCUUUCACCAGCAUAUUCUACCUGAAGAAUGCCAUUCUACAAUAAAUUUAAAGACCCAUAAAAGGCUUUUAAGGAUUCUCUGAAAGUGCUGAUGGCUGGAUCCAAUCUGGUACAGUUUGUUAAAAGCAGCGUGGGAUAUAA
This is a messenger RNA of Mesoplodon densirostris (Blainville's beaked whale), 1161 nucleotides long. RefSeq names its product neuronal growth regulator 1 (gene NEGR1). Lineage: Eukaryota; Metazoa; Chordata; Mammalia; Artiodactyla; Ziphiidae. The record is from RefSeq and is a predicted model, not a curated record. The transcript has 7 exons. Bases 1 to 1065 code for a protein of 354 amino acids. Gene Ontology annotation, cellular component: neuron projection.